AGGAAGGGCGUGCUUUCCCUAUUUAAACCUACACCCAGACGUUGUACCUGUAACGGACAUUCUCACCGCACAUCCCCGUACCAGCCUCUCUCGGAACCAGAACGUACCAGUACACGUUCCUGUAUACCAGAACCAGUGCAUUGCAGCAAACCUGAGUGCUUGGACAUCAUCUAAGAUGGGCGACAACAACCCAGUGAAGCAGGGAGUGGAGACCUUUGACAAGAAGUGUCUAAAGAAGACCAAUACAGCUGAGAAGAACACCCUGCCAACCAAGGAGGAUAUCGAGCAGGAGAAGAAAGCUGAAGGAGGCUCCAAAUGAAACGCCAUGGUUCCUCUCCUCCAGUCGUCGUUCUCUCUUCUCCUCCUUUUAAGAAAUAUGUCUAUCAUCUCUGCUUCUGCUUCUUUGCGUUUCACCAUGUUAAUUCAUCACAAUGGCGUUGACUGUGAUGCUGUGGGGUUAGGGGUGCAUGAUUAGUAAAGGGAAGGCCACUACCAUUUUAACCGUCAAUGUUUUGAAUUAUGCUUUUUCAUGCAGUCUUGGUUGGAAAGGGAUAAACUAAGAUCAAGAUGGAAAAGACAUGGCGUUUGUUGAAAAAAAGGAAGAACUGAGCAUGUUGUGUUUGUGUCAAUGACAUAUAAUACUGUCACCAUCAACAGUUAGUUCCACUGUCAACUAUGCCCAAUGUUCUGCCUGUACACAGUGCCAUUCUGGAUAAGCUCUAUAACAAUAACAUGAGAGAAGAUAUUUUUGUUUUAAUAAAAUUUGUGUUUUA
This is a messenger RNA of Salvelinus sp. IW2-2015, 773 nucleotides long. Its product is annotated as thymosin beta-a. Lineage: Eukaryota; Metazoa; Chordata; Actinopteri; Salmoniformes; Salmonidae. The record is from RefSeq and is a predicted model, not a curated record. Gene Ontology annotation, biological process: actin filament organization; regulation of cell migration. Gene Ontology annotation, cellular component: cytoplasm. Gene Ontology annotation, molecular function: actin monomer binding.